This is a messenger RNA of Phodopus roborovskii (desert hamster), 3831 nucleotides long. RefSeq names its product peroxisomal biogenesis factor 26 (gene Pex26). Gene Ontology annotation, biological process: protein import into peroxisome matrix; protein import into peroxisome membrane. The record is from RefSeq and is a predicted model, not a curated record. Bases 329 to 1234 code for a protein of 301 amino acids. The transcript is spliced from 5 exons. Gene Ontology annotation, cellular component: peroxisome; peroxisomal membrane. Lineage: Eukaryota; Metazoa; Chordata; Mammalia; Rodentia; Cricetidae. Gene Ontology annotation, molecular function: ATPase binding; protein-containing complex binding.
GGGGAUUGGAGGCGGAGGUGUCCACCUCUGUGGGUUCUUGCAACUCUGGGAGCUCAGAUCCUUCCAGCACUUGUCGAGGAGCGAGAGGAGCGAAUGCCUGGCGUUUGGCAGUAUCUCGACUUAGGCGCAGGCCAGUCCCGCAAGAGUCAGGCUACCGGUGAGCGCAGGCUGUGCCUCGGGUCCAGCGUCUUCAUGGUCCUUUCCUAGGAACUGACCUGGAGAGGCGUGGAGGGUAAGAGUACGACGCCUGCCGCUCAUCUCCCGGGCCCAUUCCGGAUUUCCAGGAGGCCCAGACCUGUGAGGAGAUCCGGCCGAGACCAGAGUGACUAUGAAAAGCGACGCCUCGACUUCUGCAGCCCCCUUGAAAGGGCUCGGGGGCCCUUUGCGGAGCAGCGAGCCUGCGCGUGCCCUUCCGGCUGUGUCGCCCGCGGUGCACCUGCUGGAGGAGGCGGCCGACCUGUUGGUGGUGCAUCUGGACUUCCAUGCCGCAUUAGAGACUUGCGAACGGGCUUGGCAGAGCCUAGCCGAGGAGCCCACAAGUGGCACUGUUGUGGAGGUGAAGUGCUCCCUGUGUGUCGUGGCGAUCCAGGCUCUGGCAGAAAUGGAUCGGUGGAGAGAAGUCCUGUCCUGGGUCCUCCAGUAUUACCAGGUUCCUGAAAGGCUUCCUCCCAAAGUCCUGGAGCUGUGCAUCCUUUUAUACAGCAAAAUGCAAGAGCCGGGAGCUGUGCUGGCUGUGGCUGAUGCCUGGCUCCAAGACCCAGACAACCAGGGCCUUCCUGAGUACAGAUCACUGGCAGAACUCCACCUGCUCCGUGUGCUGCUACCCUUGGGCCGCCUGUCAGAGGCUGAGGGGCUGGCAGUGGGUUCUGCAGCUUUCAGCGAGGCGCAGCGGGAAGCAGUGUUCCAGGCCAUCUGCACAGCAAGGCAAAAGGACACACAGGAGUGCUUGAGUUCUCAGGAGCAGCAGAAGCUGAGCCAGGAAGGUUCAUUCUCCCAUAAGCUGAUGUCACUGCUGAGGUUGCUUCGCCAGCUUUGGGACUCUGUGGUGAGUCACCUUCUCUCUCGGCCCUUCAAAAAGAGCCUCCUGGCUGCCUUGAUACUCUGUCUGUUGGUUCUGCGGUUUGACCCAGCAACCCCUUCUUCACUGCCCUUCCUCUACCAGCUGGCCCACCUCUUCCGCCGGAUCCGGAAGGCCACACUCUCUCGGCUCUACCCACUGGCCCUCCGUGACUGAGUGGUCCUACCCUGGCCGCCUUGACCUCUCACAGUCCACAUCUACAGAAGCAGCAGAGUUGAGUCCUGUGGCUGAGCCCCAGGUGGGGGGCGUGGUGGUGGGCCCACUUCAUUCUAGAAAGUGGCCAAGGCCUGUGAGCUGCCUUUGAGCCCUCCCUUUGGAAUUCCAUCGUGACUGGCUUCAAGGGUGUGUAGGAAUAGAGGUGCCUGAGGCCCAGCUAUCCAGAACAGAGGCCUGGCUGCCCGGAGCAACAGCUCCUCAAAAAAGGAGGGGUUCUGGAACCGGAAAUGUCUUGAAACAUCCCAUUUUCUUGACAAAGGCAGAGGGUGACUUUCCAGGUCAGGGAGCUCACACACAUCUUGUGAGCCUUUGCGUCUGAAAAACUUACCUCUGAGAAUUGCGCCACAGGGCAGUGUUUGAAACGAGAGGUGACUCUUCUCCCAUGCUCCUCCCACAGAUAUCAUGAUUCCCAGCCAGUGCACCAUCCCCCUCCCACUGUGGGGCAAGAGGCAUCUGCCUGAGGCUUUUUGCUAGGCAGGCAGACCGUGGCUUCUGACCCACCCAGGUGACCACUGGGAGCAAAGUGAGGCUGCCCGCCCUUAUCUCUGGGGAAUGUGAUCUUGCUUGGUGCCGCUCAGUCUUAGCUCAGCUUUCCAGUAUGCCAGGGGCCAAGCAGCGCUCUCUUGAACUCACUGUCUUCCCACUGGGCCCCACCACCCUUUGGCCUGUCCCGCUAAGUCGUCUCCUCACUGUUUCUCCUUGGUGCACACUGCGGCAGGUCCCUUCUCUGUGCCCCGUUGUCCUAGUUGUGGUCUGUUGUUUGUAAAACGCCCAAGUUUCUUUGCUCGUGUGGCCCGAAAAGUAGGCCAGUCUCAGAGCUGAGAGCCGAAAAUGGAACUGGGUAAUCAGGUGAGUUGGAAGAGCCGUGGGGGCUGGGCCAAGGGGGGGCCGAUGGGGGCCAAAGGGACAGACCGCAGCGGGGAGGCACUGGAUGUGUCUCGGUAUUUCUUUUGAUGACCACAAACGCCUCGUGUGUUUCUGUGUAAGUAAAUUGCAUUUCAUUCUGGUGUCACCAGGACGGAGGCCCUCAGCCUCUGUCACCCUAUCUCCCUCAGCGUGGAUGAUAAGAACGCGCAGGGCCGGCUAGCUUUUUGCUGGUUGAUUUUAAGGAACUGUGAGUCAACAGCUUUUCUUUAGAAGAGGAAACCUCACAGAUAUUUAGAAGUCCAUCUGCAUCCUGAAGCCUUGGGGACCAUGGCAACCUUUCCCUGUCAUUUUGUAUAUGACCUUUAAGCAGACCCCAGAUGACUGGGGAAAGAAACGGAACCAGGAAGGGCUGAGACCACUUGACAGUAAUUCCUGUCUUGUUUGCUUUUGAGAUGACAGUCUCACUCUUGUUGCCCAGCGUGGCCUAGAACUCCACUCACCAGCUUCUUGGAUUAUCUGUGACUCGUGCACCUUAUGAGAAUGGUUUUUGAAAUGGGAGUCUGAACAUCCAUCUAGAAAAAAGAACCCUUAAUGGCGUCCGUGGCCCACAAGGAUAGAGAUCUAGAUUCUUCUUAGAAACUUAGGCCCAGUGUUUGGACGUUUGGCUGACUGCUCAUUUGCUGUGCUACCCUGUCCCCUGGGCAUGCUGCUGCAUUCUGGCUGCCCGGCCCUCCUCAGGCCUCUCCACGGUGGCUUAGCUGUUAAUCCUAGAGGGUCUUACAGCAGCUCUGUCCCAGGAGACCCUUGGCUUUUCAGGCUUGCUCAAGGGUCCCUAACAUCCUUCCAUAGCUCUUUCUGCUUCCCGGCCCGUCUCAUGCCCUUCCUGCGUGGUGACUUGCCAGUGGUGGGGUAGUGCUGGAAGCUCUUUGAAGGUGCAGAGCAAGGCUCACAUCCCUGCCCUACGGUAUGGGUGACUACUGAGCAGAGUUCCGCCUUCUCACCUCUAAGUCAUCCCUCAUCUCACAGGGGCUCACACAUGACAGAACGGGCACUUAGGAAGCUUUUGGCACUUUCUCCUGCCCUGAGUGGUGGCUGAGCUGAGGCCCAGCUGAACAUGUACCAGUGCUCGGAGGGGUGAAUGAGUAGAGGGUUGAAGCGGGUACUUGCGCUAUGCUACGAAAUCCUGAACAUACAGCUUGAUUGUGCCCAGCUUGUCUUUCUGCUCUCUCCUGCUGUUCCUCACUGUCCACCUGGUAGCCUGUGGGGCUCUGGUUAUUGUCCUGAAUACUGCAGGGCUGUCUGUACCCAGCCCUAACCACCUGCCUGUCAGGUGAGGAACUUGCAACCAAAACUGCUGCUGUUACUUUGGCCUUUCCUAGCAUGUAGGCUGGUCCUCAGCUCUGGGCGUAGCAAGGUCAAAGUGAAGGGCGGGCCUUCUUGGUAAACCAGUACAGGAGCCAAAGCUGGUUUUUGAGCAUGAACUGUGGCUCGUCUAUGUAGACACAUUCUGUCACUGUAAAACAUACACACUCAAUUUCAAAGACCAAACACCAAAAUGUAAAAACAAAAGCUAAAACAAAAAUAUGGAAAUACAAAAAUUUUUAUAUUGAUUGACUGUUGAAAUGAUAAUAUUUUGGGUAUAUCGGAUUAAAUAAAAUCUAUUGAAACUA